AUUAGAACGACGAACAAUAAUAUUCAAUUUACGAGUCGUUCAGAUAAGGACAGUCAUAACAGAGACCGGGGAUUUUUUUUUCCAGCGUAGCUCCUACGCGAUCUUCUCUCGAAUAUGCUGUAAUUAGUCAUCUAGUUUAGAAAUAAAAUGCAUCCACUCUGGUUGCUGCUAGAUUGUGAUUAAUCGUGUUUAAAAAGUAGUUGUACGAAGAAGUGGAACAUUCUUAAUAGAUAUUUGUUCAACCACAGUAAUCUAAACAAUAACCAAAUUUGUCCAGUCUCCGUAAAACUUAUAAGUAGAAAUGUCUAAGCUUUACCUACUACCGAUAUCAGUGUUUGUACUGUUCAAUUUUACCUUCAUCGGAACAUACAUUGCUGCAGUUCUCCAAGGUCACGUUGUGCCCACCGUGCCGUACAUAAGCGAUGCGGCUACCUAUUCCCCCGAAAGUUGCGUCUUUGGACAGCUGAUCAGCUUGGGGUGUGUUUUGCUCGGCAUCACAAUCUACGUACGGUUUAGGCAAAUUCAGGAGAUUUCUCUGCGACAUGCCGAUGUGCAACGGGCCCUCGAACGGAUGAAUGGCCGAGCCUUCUGGGUUGGUAUGGGCUCUUGCUUGGGUAUCAGUAUUGUGGGUAACUUCCAGGAGACAAACGUACGCAUCGUGCAUUAUGUGGGGGCUUUCCUGGCGUUUGGACUUGGUACACUCUACUACUGGAUGCAGGCCUACAUUUCCUACCACCUGCAGCCCUACAUCGGUUCGAUGAUGAAAGCCCACAUCCGGCUUGCAAUCGCAUCAAUUUGCACCAUAUUCUUCAUCAUUGUCGCCGUAACGGGCAUCAUCUCGCACAUUCUGUUCAACGGUACCGACCCACGGAAGUGGUACCCGUCGGACGGAGGCUGGGAGUACCACGUGGCAAGUUCCAUUUCCGAGUGGAUUGUCGCAACGGCCUUCUGCUUCUACAUCCUAACAUUCACCGACGAGUUUCGGGUAAUGCAGUUGGAUCAUCCACCGCUAAUCUUCCUCGAGGUUGAAGAAUCGCAAUACUACGAACCAGUAAUUAACGAACCGGUCAGUUCCGAUUCGUGAUGCGUUUCGUCCGAAUCAUCACCACCCGCAGCCAACGACCGAUCGAAGCGUACCACGCCUUCUGUCCGGAAACCGAUCGAAGAGUCCAUCCCACGUAUCACGUCCAAGCAGCGCUCGCUAAGCCUGAACGAUCUUGAUCUUCUGAAGCAAAACAUUGACCGGGAGCGGCGGCAGCAUCGCUGUGCUCAUCACAACUUUCGGACUAAUUCCAACGUGGAACGGAUCUGUGAUGGGUUUAACUGUAUCAUCAAUAUCAAGCAUUCAUUUAAUAGUCAAAUCGGGACCAUCGACAGUGCAGGGUUGUUUGAGCUUCCGACUGGAUUGGGUGAUUCUGGGUUUGAUCUCUGCUCCUCGGAGUUGCAGUUGUUUGAGUUGUUUCGGGAAAAGCUUGACCCGCGGAAGAUUGCUUCGCUCUCGAUGUCGCUGAUGCUGGUUGCCAUUCUGGAAGCGCUUCACACGCUGACCGUCUUCUUUAGUGAUAAUUUUAACCGGCACACUAGCUAUUUGUAAGCUACGCGCCUCGUCAUAUCAUGUUUAUUUUUUCAUGGAGACAUUUUGUUUAAUAGUACCUACAUUUUAGGAUUGACUGGGUUUGUCUUAGAAUAUUGUAAGUUUAAGAUUACAGGCUGUAAU
Molecule: messenger RNA, 1717 nt
Organism: Topomyia yanbarensis
Lineage: Eukaryota; Metazoa; Arthropoda; Insecta; Diptera; Culicidae
Product: DNA damage-regulated autophagy modulator protein 1
Exons: 5
Coding region: 302-1084 (260 amino acids)
Source: RefSeq, a predicted model, not a curated record